Molecule: messenger RNA, 1784 nt
Organism: Pseudophryne corroboree (corroboree frog)
Lineage: Eukaryota; Metazoa; Chordata; Amphibia; Anura; Myobatrachidae
Gene: RHOU
Product: ras homolog family member U
Exons: 3
Coding region: 190-921 (243 amino acids)
Biological process (GO): Cdc42 protein signal transduction; endocytosis; establishment or maintenance of cell polarity
Molecular function (GO): GTPase activity; GTP binding; protein kinase binding
Source: RefSeq, a predicted model, not a curated record
UUAUCCUUGCAUGUCUGCAGCUCCUCCUUCUCAGUCCUGAUCCCAGCCCUCUGCCUGCAGAGUUCCCAGGAGUGAAGGGGGUGUCUCACAAAGAGGGAGGGCGAGAGGAUUUUAAAAAGUGAUUUCUGCUUUGCUGAGCAGCAUACCUGUGGUGAUCUGGAAAGGUGGACAACCCUGGACCAGAGGACAAUGCCCCCCCAAGAGUUGUCCAUGGAAUACACGUCACACUUUGCACCCCCUGUGCCACCUCACAUGCCAAAACCUCUGCCACCAGCUGGUUGUCAAGAGAAGAAUCUGAAAUGCGUGCUACUGGGAGAUGGGGCAGUGGGAAAGACCAGCCUUCUGGUCAGCUACACCACCAAUGGCUACCCGACUCGCUACAUUCCCACCGCUUUUGAUGACUUCUCAGCUCUGGUGCAAGUGGAAAACACUCCUGUGAAGCUGCAACUGUGCGACACUGCAGGGCAGGAUGAAUUUGACAAGCUACGCCAUUUCUGCUACCCCAAAACAGACGUCGUCAUCUUGUGCUUCAGUGUUGUCAGCCCGUCUUCUUUCCAGAACAUAUCAGAAAAGUGGAUCUCCGAGAUCCAGUGCCACUGCCCGAAUGUGCCACUUAUUCUAGUGGGCACACAGUCCGACCUUCGCGAGGAUGUCAAAAUAUUGAUCCAGCUGGCACGGUAUCGAGAGAAACCUGUGCCUGCCUCCUCUGCCAGAGCCCUUGCUGAGAAAAUUGGGGCUGUUGCUUAUGUUGAGUGCUCUGCUCUUACUCAAAAGAAUCUGAAAGAGGUUUUUGACACAGCUAUUCUCUCAGGCAUCCGCUAUUCUGACCUAAGAAACCAGCGGGAGAGGAAAAUGGCAGCCACGGCUAGCAAAAUGAAGACUUUGUCUAAAGCUUGGUGGAAAAAGUAUGUGUGUGUGUAAGACUCUCUCACCGCUACUGUGCCAGCUAAGUGCCUUACCCAAAGAGCUAGCACUCAGAACUAGAGAUUCAUAUCUCUCUGUGAACGGUGAAUAGGAGAGUUCCUUGUCCUGGACCAAUAUCUAGUGUACGCCGAUGUAAGACUGUGAAUGGGGCACACUACUGACUAAAUUCCAAUGCAAUGCAUAGCCCCUGGAGACCCUGUAUCUGGGUGGUAGAUUAACCUACAUAACGACAUUCUGACACUUCUUCUCAAAGGGAUAUACCCAAUUUGCACCUAUGUUUACACUGGUUAGUAUUCCAAGCUGGAAUGUGUCAGAAUGAAAAGUGGUGACCGGGAUGACGCCUGUACAGAAUUAAUAUAAUAAUUGCUUUGAUUUGCUCCUUGCAGUGGUAGAUGAAUUCCAAAUAUGGCUUCUGUUGUAAGAAGUGUGUAAAAUAUGGGUAUUGUAAUACUGUGUAUUAUGUAUGGACACUUGUGUUUGUGACUGAGGGGAUGACUUUGGCCAUGUUAGUCUUUGAUAAACAGUUUGAAAAUAUGGGACUGUCUCAGAAUUUGCAUCAGCCUUAUGGUUUUUGCAUCGUGUGGCACCAAUUGUUGGGGAACUAAAAUUUCCCGCCUUCCAGCCUCUGGAUCACAAGGUAUUAUGUGACUUGUAGUUCCUCAGCAGCUGGGAGCUAUUGGCCAAGCUUGAGUAAAGCAGUCCUAUUUCUUCAAUACCAGUGAGCUGUCACCCCUAGUCAUAACACAACAGACUCCUCUUGUAUCUGUCUCAGAGAUAACGCUUUACAAGCUUUUAAUUGGGACACACAUUUUCUCAUUUCAUGUGAUUCUGUUUGAAAAUAAAAUCACUUUUAUUAAUUA